CAUCCUCCUCCUCCUGCACUGCUGGCCUCCCUCUCUCUCCCUCUUUCUCCCCUGUGUUUCACCGGCAGCAUCACAACAGCAGACAUUUGGCGAUCAUCGCAAACAAGGACUGCGGUGGCGCACUGACACUGACUGUGACGCUCCUGCAUCAUCGUGGGAGCAAACACUGGAUUGUAUUCUUUUUUUUUCCAGUUUUUGAUUUGUGAGCUGUGUAUUCUUCCUCUGACUCCUCUUCUCCUCCCUCCUCCUGCCCUGCGCGCGCUCCUCGGUGUGGAUGCUUGGAUGCAGAUUUGACGGUGCUGUUCAGGCAGCGCGUCUGAUUGCAGGCUUGCGGCCGGGGGAGGGGGGCAUCCGCUCGGUGAGUGAGUGGGAGAGAGAGAGAGCGACUGACACCGACACUGUCCACGGCCGCGUCUGUCCUCUCCCUGCCCCUGCCGCUGUGACUGUGAAUGGACUGCGCCUCCUCCGUGAUUCUCUGCAUUCGCUCUGAGUCAUUUGUGGUGGAAGAAGAUGGCGGACAGGGCUGAGAUGUUUUCUCUCUCCACUUUCCAUUCCCUCUCUCCUCCUGGCUGCAGGCCAGCCCAUGACAUCAGCCUGGAGGAGUUUGACGAUGAAGAUCUCUCUGAGAUUACAGAUGACUGUGGGAUUGGUCUCAACUAUGACUCUGAUCCAUAUGAAAAGGAUUCUCUCAUUCUGGAAAAGAGUGACAUGCACCACCCAGUCUGCUCCUUCCAGGAUGACUUCCAAGAGUUUGAAAUGAUUGAUGAUGAAGAUGAGGACGAUGAGGAAGAUGAUGAUGAUGAUGAUGAGGUUGACCCUGAUGCACCUCCAUCGCCAUUUGCGUCCCCUCCUCUCUCCCCUACUCUUGGAACUCUAAAGAGCAGACCCACCACACUGAACCUCACCACCGCUGUGUCGCAGGAUUCUCUGAACAACAACAGCAGUCUGUCUCCAAAGAAAGGAAGCUGGCAGGACUCCCUACGCAACCCCACCUCACAGGGCCGUCUGUCCCCAACCCACUCAUGUCUGGAGGAUGGUAGCCAUGUGACAGGCCAGUGUCCAGCCUCUCCAGUUUCCCAGGCGCCAGUGUCUCAGAGCAAAGGUACUCCACCAAAACAGACAGGGGAGGGUAGGAACCCCCAGUCUCCUCACAGGCCCCUCCUCUGCGACAUGGAGGGCAACAGGCGCGAGCGGCCCGAAUACGGUUCAUUUGGUCAACUUAAGUCCCACUCCAUCUCUGGUGAUGUCACCGAGCCAAAACCAGACCCUUCCAUUCAAACAACCAGGGUACCCUCCAUAGAUGAGCACUCCCAGUGUUCAGACACAGAGGUGGACCAUGACCUCAACAAUGACCACAUUCACAAACAUUCAAACCGCUGUACCACUGACACCUACACAAUCACCAGCGAGUCAGGUUUGGAGCCAGAGAAUGACCUAGACCCAGAUGGAACCAGUCACUGCUUGUCAUCCACUGCUCCCAUUGGAGCCAAUGAUGGGGCCGACACACCUUUGUCUGAUGAAGAGCUUGAUAAGGAUUUUGAAGUGGAGUUUAUGUGUAAAGAGACCUACGAUAUGGUGUGUAAAGAGAAUCGGUCAUCAUAUGUUGAAUUCCCCCCCAUUGAACCCUCUGAGCCCCCUUCCUUCUCCAGCUAUGUGUCCUCUAGCCACUCUGAGGCUUUUGAUCACUCCACCAGUUCAGAUGCUCGAGGUAAUUCCAACAUGGACGCAGCAGCUAACAACUCCACCUCCCCAUCCUCUGAUCCAGGGAUUGCAGAUAUGAACCAGCAGGGUUACAUGACGUCAGACCAGGACAAAGAUCUCAGUUCUCCGGGCUCUGACUCUGACCUUGAAGGGGAGCUGGAGGCAGCAUUUGCCUGCGGAGGUCCUGUAGUUUCCAACAUGAUCUCCUCUAUUUCAGAGACAGAGCUGGACCUUACUAGUGAUGAGAGCAGCAGUGGACGUUCAUCUCAUCUCACCAACUCCAUUGAGGAAGCUAGCUCACCCACAUCAGACCAGGAACUGGACCCAGAUACAGAGUUAGAGCAAGACAGUGGCAUUGUUGGACUGAAAGCCUCUCUAUUUCUUGGCCAGCCUGACCCAAUCAAAGAAGGAUCUCGUCUACCAUCCCCAUCUCCUUUACCCUCACCCACAAUUGCCACACCAUCCCCUGUUGACUCACCCAUCCUACCCCCUGAGUCUUACGAUGAUGGCCAAGCUCUGAUGGGGCUGCAGAAUGUGGAUGAUGAGCUGUCCUGUGAGCAUCAGGCUGACCCAGAUGAGACUCUACCACCUGCACAACGCUGUGAAGACAGUCUGUCAAGACAGAUGGUGCUCCAGAUAGAACCAGACCACAGCCUAGAAAGCUUCAAGCGCUCCUUCUACCUGCCAGUGGGUCCUAGACUAAUGCCAAAUGCAGAUGAUUACGAUGGAAUAAGUGAGGGAGAAUCAGAAUCAGAAAGUGAAGAUGAUUUGAGUGAGAAUUCAGACUCACCGUGGCUACUCAGCAACUUGGUCAACAGAAUGAUCUCUGAGGGCUCAUACCCAAUUAGCUGUCCUGAGGAGUGCUUAAAGAGGAAGGCAUCUGUGUCAGACACAAUCUCCCCAUCAUCAGACAUUGGUGAAGGAGAUGGAUUCAAUGAUGACGACCAAGAGAAGAAAGCAGAGCUGCUGGAAUCAGAGGAAGAAGAGGGUGGUGAUGGGUACAGAAUGGAAAGGAUGGACUCUGGAGAAAGAGGAAGUGUGAAGUCUUCAAAGGAAGAAGCAAUUAUAAGUCCUUGUCUCUAUAUGAACAACUCUACAAGUGACAAUUUAGCCCCUCUCAUUUUAGAACGGUUUGUAAACAAUGAGAGUGGAACUACGGAUUUCAGCUCUGUGUAUACCACAAAAGAGUCUGAGAAGAACUUUACAGACAAACUAUCAAAGAACGUCAGGAGACAAGAGGAUGAUGUAGAGCCCAAUAAUGAUUUAACGAUGCUGGAGGGGGGAAAGGAUCUGGACUCACCAAGCCUCAGUGAGAGUGUGGUCAGUGACAAGGAUGAGGGACGAGAGACGGAGCCCAACAAGCCAGCAAACCGCUCCUCAGCCUCUCUUGAGCGUAUCACUGAGGUCAAACAUAGCCUGACGCUGGACAUCCCUACUACCCAGACCAACCGCUGCUUUAGCCUUACCUACUCUACAGACAAUGAUGAGGAGGAGGAGGAGGAGGGGGACUGUUAUCCAUUCCUUGACGGCUUGGCGAAGCAGUCCUACAGAGAUAGUGAUUUGGGACUUGACAGUUCACCGCCAGUUGAUUCCAGCGUGCAAGACCAUCGUUUAUCUGACCAUGACCUCCCACUGUGUGAAAAGGAUCUGGCUCUGAGGGAGCCAAAUGAAGAUGAUGGACUGGCCUAUGACUCCAUGAAGUACACACUAGUGGUUGAUGAAAAUACCAAGCUGGAGCUAGUCAGCCUUAGAAGGUGCACCUCUGUUCUGAGCGAUGACAGUGAGCUGUCCACGCUAUGUGACGAGGAGCCUUUGGGAACAACUGAGGUGGGCUACGGUCGAGAUGAUGAGAAGGGGAGAGCAGAACUUCUCAGUUCUUCUGAGGACUCCUCCCCCGAAGCUGACCUCCCAUUCUCCAAGAAGUUUCUGAAUGUGUUCGUCAACAGCACUUCCCGUUCUUCCAGUACAGAAUCUUUUGGACUUUUCUCGUGCACCAUUGAUGGAGAAGAGAGGGACCAGACACACAGGGCAGUAUACAGGUUCAUUCCCAGACAUGCGGAUGAACUGGAGCUGGAUGUGGACGAUCCUUUGUAUGUGGAGGAAGAAGAGGAUGACUACUGGUACAGAGGUUAUAAUAUGCGGACAGGAGAGAGGGGCAUCUUUCCUGCAUUUUAUGCCCAUGAGGUCAUGGGCCAGUCAAAGGAGGUGUUGGGGAUGAAGAGAAAUCCAGCAUGGAUUGAGACGUUCAGCGUUCAGUUUUUGGGCUCCGUUGAAGUACCGUAUCAUCAAGGAAACGGUAUCCUCUGUGCUGCCAUGCAGAAGAUUGCCAUAUCGAGAAAACGGACGGUACACGUGCGACCUCCAUCUCUGUGCGAGUUGGAGAUUAGCUUGCAGGGAGUGAAACUGAUCAUGAGCCUGGAGGAUGAAUACGACUCCCUCGAUGAGGUGUGGAUAAAUGAAUACGACAGAUGUAGCCACUUCUUCCAGAUGAAGAACAUCUCGUUCUGUGGGUGUCAUCCAAAGAACAACUGCUACUUUGGCUUCAUCACCAAACACCCCAUGCUCAACAGAUUUGCUUGCCAUGUGUUUGUUUCCCAGGAGUCAAUGCGACCUGUAGCAGAAUGUGUUGGACGAGCCUUCCAAGAGUACUACCAGGAACAUCUGGAGUACGCCUGCCCCACUGAGGACAUUUACCUUGAGUAAGAAGAGUUGCCGUGACGACCAUCUUCUUCCUCAGCUUGUAUAUGUUCGUCAAGACGGCCACUAGAGGGCACUGCAAGCGGGGGUCAUCUCUCCCUUGUAAACUACUCUCCUGUGUUCCUCCUGUGUGGGAACUUCAUUUCUACAGUAUGCUAGGCAUUUGACUUGUUCCUUCAUCUCUCUCUCUCCUCUCUUUGUUUAUUUCCAUCGCCUCGAUGGAGUGAUUGCCUGUUUCUUUUAUCUUUUUCUAUGAUGUAAAACGAAGACGCUGAGCACCUGUUUAUUUAAAAAGGUUCCUCUUUUGAAAUGAAACUAUGUACCUACUAUUGCUGUUUCACUUUUCAAUGCAUGGCUAGUAGGGUUAAUGCACACAGACACACCAAGAUACACACAUAUCCAAGCGAAUGGCAACAAGCAGCUCAACAAUCGGGUAAGGGAGUGGUGUAGAAUCAAGAGGUUGGCAUUUGGUUAACUGUAAAUAUGUAUUUGUUCAAUAUUGAGAAAAAAAAACAACAACAGCUAAUUAGAUUUCUACAGAUAGUGACAUUGGAGCAAAGUAGAGACAGUACAGUGAACCGUCCUUGGUCUGAGCUUAUCCCCGUGUCGCGUACGAGAAGUAGUGUGUGUUGUAAAUACGUGUAUAGAAAGCAGACAUACAGGCGCCUCAUCCACUCUAAUUAACAGCACUCACAGUUGAGACUAGUGGAGGGAGUUUGUCCUUAUUCGUGUUGUGGGUAUUCAUGACUCACUCUGACAGGAAUAACUGCAGGUGUAUGCAGUGUCAGGAUGGUGGUAAUGACUUGCAAAAACCUUUGAGCAUCAUUUAAGCCCUGCGUAUAUUUUAUUCAGCUUGGACGCAGCGCAGUAACUGUCAGCACCUUCAGAGGAUAUAACAGAACCAUUUCACUUUUGUCCAGUAAUCAAAAAUGCACUGCUUGUUGGCCUUCGACAUGGGGAGCUUUCACAGGAACAGGAAAGGAAUGAUGUGUCCACUGUUUGACUGUGGAUCACUGUAUGCUUUGCAAUGAUUGAUGUGACUUUCAGGUCAAAGAAAGCGAAGGCCCCGUGAAAAGCCAUAAUCUCACACCUCUGACUGUUCAACUCUGGUUUUCAGUGACGUUCUUUAGUCUUUGUUUUCUUUUGGACUUUGCCGUUUAAACGAGGGCAUAGAGACGACUGAUUUGACUUAUAGCUGAGUGUCGGUGAAGCUGUACGGCCCGUGUGCCUACUCUGCAGAGAGAGCAACCUGCUCAUAAUCAAACCUGAUAUCAUAAUGCAAAAUUCACCUUUAAAAAAGCAUUACACGCAAGGUUUUAUAGUUAUGUAAAUGGUUAGACUUUGAGGUUGUUUUCAACAGUGAAGGGCAGAGGGAAUGUAUUUAUUUAUUUAUUGCUUUUAGUUUGGUCAAGGGUUAAGUCAUUAUGGUUACAUAAUAACUUAAUGGAAAAGAUGUUUCAGCAGCUAUUUUCUAGCACCUUACAUAAGGGAAGGUUAUAUUUUAAAGUAAUGCAGUCAGCACAGUUGACUCUUUUUAUUUAUUGAUUUAUUUUUUCAGCUUUCCAUCCACAAAAUCCUUAAUGUUUCACAUCUGCUUCACCAGAACAAACAAACAAACACCUCAGAUCUGCAGGGCUUCAGUGUUUAUAUGGCAGGAGGAAGGUUGGGUGUUAUCUACAUAUGUAUCGCUGUCAGUUAGAUCAUGUAUAUACUAUAGCGAAUCUAAGAUAGUGCCGUGUCCUUUAUGUUGAGUAUGUUCCUGAAAUGACUAUGUACAUUACUUCUAAAUAAACUUUAAAAAAAAAAGAUCACAAGCAGACGACACCCCCCCCCCC
Molecule: messenger RNA, 6233 nt
Organism: Solea solea (common sole)
Lineage: Eukaryota; Metazoa; Chordata; Actinopteri; Pleuronectiformes; Soleidae
Gene: mapk8ip2
Product: mitogen-activated protein kinase 8 interacting protein 2
Exons: 14
Coding region: 511-4404 (1297 amino acids)
Biological process (GO): regulation of JNK cascade
Cellular component (GO): cytoplasm
Molecular function (GO): protein binding
Source: RefSeq, a predicted model, not a curated record